CUAUAGGAUAAUACAAAUAAAAUAUAUUCAAUUCUAAUCAGAGACAUUCAGUGUUAUUGUGCUGUUAUGUAAUAAACUACUGUAGGUUAUAUGUUUCCUUUUUUAGAUCCCCCUCCACUCCCCCUUACCUCUCUUUCUUUCUCCAUGGUCUUCGUGCGGCUUUCAGCUAUACACUUUCCUCCCUCAUAUCACGACUGUUGUGAUGUCAGCUAUGCUUGAUUCAAGGAUGGGGACCUGUAGUCAAAAGGCUGUGUGUGUGUUCGUUCCAGCGAACAUGUGUAUGUGUGUGUGAGUAAAAUGUAAAAUACAGGAUACUUUUCGGCUAUAGGCCUAUUUACAAGAAAGCUUUCAUAGUCGUGAGCCCAUUGUUUUCUUCUUGGUAAAAUUUUUUUUCAAAGAAAGGUAAUUGUAAUCAUAUCACAAAUUAGCCUCUAUAUUAAUUUGGGUCCCCCCAACCCUCUCCCGUAUUCUCUAAUCCGCCCACAUGUGUCAUAUAGAAGGGGGAAAAAAACAGUGCAGAAGGUGACGCUCUUCCAAGCAAACAGAGAGACAGAGACAGGGAAACGUGCGCGCGAAGAAAUAGGGAGAGGAGUUGUCUACAGGCUAUACAAUAUCUCCAUUGUGACAUUGGGAGGGGGAGAUAUAGAAAGAAUUGAAUGGUAGCUACACCCUGCGCGUAGAAGCGUAGAGGCACUAUAGGAAAGACUGGGAAUUAUUUUUUGGCAAUAACAGAGGUGGGAGAGGGGCAUCGAAAUCGAGAAAAAAUAGCCUGAGACAGUUUUCUUAGGUAGAGGUAAUAAGCGACAAUAACGAUAACUAAACGUCAUUUUCAACAACAGGCACUCCUAUUUUGUCUCAUUAUUAUUAUUCGGAAAGAGACGCUGUCGUCUGAAAGCCAACAAGACACUGCAUGGAUAUUUUCUCUGAAAUCAUACAAAAAACGAUCUUACAAAGAAAACUACAUUUUGAUUGAUCUUGUGGGUUAAUGUGCGUGUUCUUGCACGCACGCAGGCACACGAAACGAACCUGAACCAAAAGCAAACUCCUCCUCCCUCCUCCUCCCUCCGUUUUCUCGCCUCCUCUCCCUCCCCCAGUUCUUCUAUGCUCAGUUCGGUCUGCGUCUCCUCUUUCAAAGGGCGCAAAGGUGGGAACAAGUCGUCCAACAAAGCAUGUUACACUGCAGACAUGACUUGUCCGUCGGAAAGCGAGAAAAUCGUGAUAAACUGCGGGGGGGUGCGGCAUGAAACCUAUCGAAGCACCCUAAAAACGUUGCCCGGUACUCGCUUAUCUUGGCUUACCGAACCGGACGCCUUUAGCAACUUCGAUUACGACCACAAAAACGACGAGUUCUUCUUCGAUCGCCACCCUUCCGUCUUUUCAUUCAUCCUCAACUAUUACCGCACAGGGAAGUUGCACUGUCCGAACGAUGUGUGCGGUCCGCUGUUCGAAGAGGAGCUGGCAUUCUGGGGCAUCGAUGAGACGGACGUGGAAGCUUGUUGCUGGAUGAAUUACCGGCAGCACAGGGACGCAGAGGAGGCGUUGGACAGCUUUGAGAAUCCCGAACCGGAGUUGCCAGAAGACGACCCAGCGCUACCAGGAGGCGCAGAUGGGGACAUGAAAAGACUGUGCUUGCAUGAGGACGGAAGGAAAAAGACUUGGUGGGAAAUCUGGCGGCCCAGAAUGUGGGCCCUUUUUGAAGACCCCUAUUCCUCAAAAUAUGCCCGGUACUGCGCGUUCCUCUCCCUCCUGUUCAUCCUCAUCUCCAUCUCCACCUUCUGCAUGGAGACGCACGAGGCCUUCAACACCAUCUACAACAAGACGGAGAACGUGACGGAGGGAAACGUGACACGCGAGGUAAUCGUCUACGAGGUGGUGACCGACAGCUGGCUUACGUACGUGGAGGGCAUGUGCGUCAUCUGGUUCACCAUUGAGGUGAUGGCACGCGUGGUCUUCUGCCCGGACAAGGUCGAGUUCUUCAGGAGCACCCUCAACAUCAUCGACUUCAUUGCCAUCAUGCCUUUCUACCUGGAGGUGGGGCUGAGCGGCCUGUCCUCCAAAGCCGCCAAGGACGUGUUGGGCUUCCUGCGCGUAGUCCGCUUCGUCCGCAUCCUGCGAAUCUUCAAGCUGACCCGCCACUUUGUGGGGCUUCGCGUCCUGGGCCACACGCUCCGCGCCAGCACCAACGAGUUCCUCCUGCUCAUCAUCUUCCUCGCUCUCGGAGUGCUCAUCUUCGCCACCAUGAUCUACUACGCCGAGCGCAUCGGCGCCGACCCUGACGACCCUACGGCCGCCAAACACACAAACUUCAAGAACAUCCCCAUCGGCUUCUGGUGGGCCGUGGUCACCAUGACCACUCUGGGCUACGGGGACAUGUACCCUGAGACGUGGUCGGGGAUGCUGGUGGGCGCGCUGUGUGCCCUGGCAGGGGUACUGACCAUCGCCAUGCCUGUUCCCGUCAUCGUCAACAACUUUGGCAUGUACUACUCACUGGCCAUGGCUAAGCAGAAGCUGCCCAAAAAGAAGGGCAAGCACAUCCCCCGGCCCACCAUGCCAGGCUCGCCCAACUACUGCAAGCCUGACGCCCUCGCCAUGGCCACCGCCUCGCCCCAUAGGAUCCUGGGUAAUGUACUCGGCGAGGUGAUCGGGUCCGGAGGCUUCGACUGCCCCCUUGCACAAGAGGAGAUCAUAGAAAUCAACCGAGAUUCCAAGCAGAACGGUGACGCGGCCACUGCGGCCCUGGCGAACGAGGACUGCCCUACCAUCGACCAGGUGCUGAGCCCGGACGAGCGGAGCCCCGCGGGGCGAGGGGGCACCGGAGUAACCCGGGAACGCUACCAGCAGGACCGCGCUUGCUUCCUGCUCAACACCAGGGAAUUCCGCGCCACAGAUGGGAAUGUGCGGAAAGUGUUAAGUUUCUAGCAUUUUCUCUAAAGAAGACAUAAUCAGAAAUUAGCAGAGGGAGCCACUUUACCAAGACGUGUGACACGGAUGGACAGUUAAAAGGCAGAUCUUUGGCGUGACAAGAGAGAGACUGGAGGGUAAUCAAGAUAAACAUGAGGUUGGAUCUUUACGUUGUUACCAAAGCAGCCUCUUGGAAACUCCGGCCACACUUUUGAAGACUGUCUGACAGAUCACUAUGACGACUGACUGAGCAUUGCACUGACACACUCAGAGAGAAAAGGACUCCUACUGCAACAUUCCAGAAGACAUUAUAUCGUGACGCUCAACCAUCUCACAGUACAGUGACCAAUAACUGACUGCAGUGCUGAUCUACUGAGCAACUUAGAGAAUCAAUGAAUUAUCACUCAUCUAUAAACGAGGGACCAGGUCUAACUAACUAUGUAGCAUCUCUGCUAACACUGUAGCAUUUGUUAGCUGGGAAAAUAACGUCAUGACCUUAUCCAUCGACAGUUUUGAACAGAGUGAUGCGGAAAGACGCACUAAAUGAAAACUUUACAUGCUGUUUUCCUCUUGUGUUAUUUACUUUUACAAGAAACUAUUGUACAUGAGAGACAAAGACACGUUGCGCCUUAAACGGUUCUUUGGAAAAUUUGUGACAGCAACUAAACCAGUUACAGGUUAAAUGAACAGAGAACUGAAUUUGGACAUUUUAUAUAAUAUGUCUGUUCUCCCACCUCAUGAAUGUGUUCAUGACAUAUAGAUAUUACAGAGAUUGGUUAUCAAUUAAGCCUUUACGUCUUCCAUUAAUUUCCAUUCAAUUUGGAAAGACGAUGCCAGGCCCCCAACAUAGUGUAAUACGUACAUAUGAUAGAAGUACAUAGAUGACCAUACCAAACGGAUGUAGCAUCAAAAGAGAAUAGUAUUAUAUUUCUUAUCCCUACAAAUAAUUAUUGAUGAACAAGAUUCUCUCUGUCUCUCACGUACUUACCUUGAAAUCCACGUGGCGUACUGUACCAAAGGUGCUGUGCAUGCACUUGCUGUAUGACCAGCCUAUAAAGUAACAACCAUAUGGGCUGCUAUGGGAUGAACAUUCCAUAUAUCUAGAGCAAAGCUUUGAACUGCCCUUGACACCUUCGCUAUCGCCUUGCUUUGGUACAAAAGUACAAGUUGGAAAUGCCAUUCAUGUAUAUAACAGAGGUAAUUCCUGAGUAUAUUUUAAAACAUAUUUAAUUGAAUUAUAUUUAUUACAAUUACAUUCCUCUUGAACAAAAGCCCUUAAUGCACAUACAUGUAUGACAGACACUGCUAUAGGUCACUGUAAAUUGACUAACUUACCCGCUGCUCAAAUCAAUCAUGAGUAGAGCACAGACUGACUAAGGUCAAGUCCCAUGCACAGACCUGCCAACAGGAGGAAUAAGGUUCUAACUUAACUACAGCACAGAGGAUGCCUCCAUAAUAAAGAUACCUUGAAGUCACAUCAAAGUGUGUCCGGUGGUGGAAUAACUCCUCUGCUGUGGUUUUUACAAGGAACUAAACAUGCACAUAAUACUACUAUUAUUAUUCCAGAUGCAUAUAUACUGCCAAUGAGGAAAAUAUAUCCCCUUAUGCUUAUACUGCCCCCCAGAUGCAUACACUUCCCCCAUCUCUCUCUUGUUUCCCUUGCUGCCAAGCAAUGACCAAUGACUGCUUCAGGGUUAAGUCAAGCCUCCAACUAGAUAGGGAUGGUCCUCCAAAUGAGACCAUUAUUAAAGAAAAACCGAGGACAAAUGGACCAAGGAAAGUAAAAAGGGGGGACGUGUACAAAGAGAACAAAUCUAUAUUUUGAUAAACAAAUCAACUAUCCAUGGCUUCAGAUGGAGAAGGAGCACCAACAGAAAACAGGGUCAAAAUGCCAUUGGGGAAAUCAGUCGCAAACAUCUGUGAAUAUCAUAAAGAACUAUAUCGGAACUGGUUUGGUAAGAAAGAAAGAGAAAAGUAGAAGAAGAAGAAUAUAUGAGAGUUACGUUUUUGGAAGGUUGAUGUGGUGGUUUGACAUUAGCAACUGUGUUACUACAAUAAAGAAAAUAAUGACGAGAGUCACAUGAGCGGGAGAACGCUAUGGGGACGGCCCAGAGUGGGUGGACGCUGCGCUAAACAGGAAGAAGGAAAAAAAUAAAAUGCAUUUUUGUAACUUUGUUUACCAGCAUGACUACUCUGCAUGACUGUCUUUUCUGCAAGCCCUUAGUUGAAGACAAGGGUGCUAGAGAUACACAAAAAAAACAUAUAUAAAAGGAAUUAUAAAAAAAAUGUUAUAUGCAAUUAAUAUAUAUAUAUAUAAAAAAAGAUUAUAAUGAAAGAGAAGAGCUAUAUUUUGUUUUGAAAAAGUAACAAAUGUGUAUAUUGAAACAUGUAUGUUUGCAAAAUACACACUGAACUAUUUUUUGUUGGAUGAAAUCUCUCUGCUACUACUGCCCCACAUUCUGCACUCAUUCAUUCCACUUUAUUGACCUCUGCAGUACAGUCUGCUUUUAUUAAGCUGUACUUAAGUGUUUGUUGCUUCUUGUUUCAUUUUUUUAUUCUAGCCAGUUAUCAUUAAAAUGAGCAUUUAAGGGUUCAUUUCACUCUUCAUAUUUGUGAAGUGAUCUUAGCCCUUUUCAUCGAUUCAAAAACUUUCCCUCCCUUGAAUCAUUUUCACCACCACUGUAGCAGCCAUUUUAAAUUGAUAGCUCUCCAUACUGUAUGUUUGAAGGGUGUAUACAUUACAAAUAUACAAUGUUUGCUUUUUUUGUUGUUGUUGAGAAUAAUAGACUAUUUGUCAUAUGAUUGUAGCAGGGCAAAUUGAUACCAUGGAUGGCUAUCAUUUAAAGUUAAUUUCCAAUUGAGCCGUGAAUGCGGUAUCCGCGAACGUGGGAAUAUUGUCUUUAAAAGGUGCAUAGCUGACAAAGUGGAUUGAAUCACAGACUUUGGCCAGGGUUAAAAUGAAUGCAGAUUAAUGACCUGUGCACUGCAAUUGACUUUUAAAGGCGAUUUAAACUUCUUGAGUCGACAUCUGCGGCUUUUACAGCGAAUAUUAUCUGUGCCUUUAGAAGUCAAUUGCUGUGUUGGAUUGAAUCUAGGGCCUUAGUUAGUUAUCCAAUAAAGUGCAAUAUCUGUUCGUGAAAGAGAUAGGUUGGUCAAGAGAGAUUUGUUACUAGUCAAGAGAUUUCAGGUUUGCAUGAAACAAACUGCCAAUCCAAAGUUGUGUCUGUUUUAAAAGAGACUCAGGUGUGUUGGUGGUUUGUGUGGAUUUAGGUGGUUUGCUAUUUUUCGUACAUAAUAAAUUCUAGUAUAUAGAUACAAUAAUGUGAACACCUUACAGUGACGUGAAACGCAUGCAUUAUGACUUGAUUGUUGAUCUCCUGAGGGAACGCAGUCUCGACAUAUUCUAAGCUCCUUUGUUGUUCGUCAUGAAACCAGUCCUGAUGUUUUGAACACUGCGCCGUGUCGUAGAGCAGCAACGUCUUCCUUUUGAGAGACAACUGAACACUACACACACUCUCAGUGUCAGCAUGGGUCUGUAGAGGUAGCUUGUCCUUGUUGUUCGGUGGUCAGGUCUCGCAUUCGUUCGUCAUCCAUUGAGAACCAUCCAGCUGAUAGUCGUCACGGCAGCAGCUCACGGUAGCAUAUGUCAUGUUAUAACACGCUUCAUACAAGUUAUAACAUGUUAUAUCAUACUUCAUAAAAAGACCAAGAGCUUCCAAACUGAUGUCAUUGAAGUACUUUAAAAUGGAGGGGUGAGAGUGAAAGAACCAGUGGCCACUACUGUGCAAGUUGGGUAGAUGUAGAAAUGUGUAUUUCACUAGAGUUCCCCACUGUUGAACAGGUUGGGUGAAUGUUGGUUUUCCAGACACUAUCUUUAAUAACAGUGGCUUUCUCUGAGGGUGUAGGCCCUGGCAGGUCCAGGAUCAGCCCAGGCAGCUGUAAGAAAUGAUCUCUGUCCAUCCCUAGUCAUGCAUUCUAAUUGGACUAUCACCACUAGACUAGACUUAAAUGAAUGAACUACGGAGGCUACUCACUUAUUUAGUUCAAUCUAUGUUGGUUUUUACAGGGUCUACAACGUUGUCCACUUUCCGUGAAAAUUGGUCAAUGAUAUUUUUCUUCUUCCUCAACGUGUUUUGUUCACUUUUUCCUUUCAAACUAUGAUUUCAGUUAUUUUUUAGAAAGCAUUAAGCCGAUUAGGCUAUGGGGGUCGCGAAGUGAAGUGUUGAUAAAUAUUCUAGAGGUAAACUUCCAGCAACCAUGGUUCGUGAACUGAACACACUUGCAAAACCCCAAUAACUUUAGAUAUUUUUGGGGUUAAUAUGUUAUAAUAUAGAACAGUAUUGUUAAUACUUUCUCUGUUACUGACUGAUGAGUAUGACAUUCCUUUCAUUAUUAUUAUUAUUAUUAUUAUUAUUAUUAUUAUUAUUAUUAUUAUUAUUAUUAUUAUUAUUAUUAUUAUUAUAUACAAAAAUACAUGUGACUGCCCACAUCAGGCUAAAAACAAGAUGUCUUUCCUUUUCUAUUGCACAAUACUGCUACUUGAUUUAGCCAUGUUCAACACAAUGGGUUACAAUGUUAAGAGUGCUAAGUCUGUUUAUGUUCCAUUUACAAAAUGCCUUUUAUAACCAAGGGAUAUAGAUAUGGACUUUAUAACACUUUCUUAACCAAUGCUCAACAACAGCUACUGUAGAUGACACAUAAUGUGAGAUUCACCCACAACUGCAAUGAGUUAAGUGACUGUGACAUAUCCACUCAUGGUGUUAUGGAGUCCUUAUGUACCCUCACUGACUGUGUUACCCAUUUUUUUUAUCCCUGAUGAUCUAUCUAUAGUCAAUUCAUUCUCUGAUUUCAGUUUGUUCUAAUUUUGAAUUGAGGGUAUGCAAUCUACACCAUAAAUUCCACUGGUACUAUUCAUGUAUCUCAUGUACAAUUUUCAAUGAUAGCAACCAGAGACAACUAUGUCGUUUAACUACUAUGGGUAUGGAUAAAGAUAUUGCCAUGCUAGUUUAGAGUUGUAAGUUGUCCCUAAGAAAACAUAUAACUAACCCUUACCCUAAAGUAGUUGUAUUACCUCGAAACAUAGUAUAACGACAGACAGAAAAACAUAGAUAUACCUAUUGAACCUACUGUAUCAUACCCAUAUGGAUAGAUACAGAUACAACGUAAAGACAAGCACGAUAACACUUUAUAAUAGCUCAUGAACAAGCCAUUAGAAAUGAUUCUACAUGUCACUGAAAUGCUUGCAAAUAAAAAACGAGUUUAUUAAUAGUAUGUAUACUAUUUAUAUAGUUUAAUGCUUAUACUUGAAAGUUAUUAUAAAGGGUUAACAUAAACUCAUUAAAGACAUAUUGUUACAUAAUCUAAUGGACCAUAUUGCUUGUAUAGGUCCUAUGGAAAUACAGACCCCUUGACACAUGGCCUUGAGUUUAAUUAUAGACAGACAUAUGUAAACCUAGUCAUCAGCAUUCCAAAGACAAACAUAUUGUAUACUCAUCUCAUUUUUCACAACACUUUGUAAAACAGACUUAGAUAUUAUCGUUUGCUGCCAUGGUAGGAGAAUUAAUAGGAGAAAAAGAGGUGGUCACUGGAAUACAUGGUUGAGACUAAUGCUGUAUUUUAUUUUUGAAAUGUUGGAAACACAAAGUAUAAUUCAUCAAGAAACUGUAUAAAGUAUAUUUAUUUCAAUGGAAUGUUCAUGAUCUAUCUUUUUAUAUUUUGAAGAAAAAAAUAGAAACAUAUCAAUAAAGUAUCAUAAUUGAACAUAAUUUAGAAUAUUGAGACUUAAAAUGUAUGAAUGUCAAUGCGAUCUAAUGUGAACAGAAAUCUCCUUAGCAGCUUGAAUGAAUAAAUUAUUAAAGUCAUGAACUGCUUUUUCAAAGACAUUAAAUUGCUUCAAAUCAUUGAAAUGAACUUCAAAUAAAUGAAAAAUAUUUCAAAUCAA
Messenger RNA from Coregonus clupeaformis (lake whitefish), 8842 nucleotides. Its product is annotated as potassium voltage-gated channel subfamily C member 1-like. Bases 1102 to 2919 code for a protein of 605 amino acids. NCBI's taxonomy places the organism in Eukaryota, Metazoa, Chordata, Actinopteri, Salmoniformes, Salmonidae. The record is from RefSeq and is a predicted model, not a curated record. Gene Ontology annotation, cellular component: neuronal cell body membrane; dendrite membrane; axon. The transcript is spliced from 5 exons. Gene Ontology annotation, molecular function: delayed rectifier potassium channel activity; protein binding. Gene Ontology annotation, biological process: potassium ion transmembrane transport; protein homooligomerization.